CUAGGUGCCUCUGCAUGCUCUAGCAACACACUGCUCAGCUGAAGGGAAGGGCUCUCUCGCUGCCUCUCUCUCUCCUCUCUCGGCUCUGAGCAUCACCUAACGAGAAAAAGCGAACAAAGAAUGGGAAAUAAAGCUGCCCUUAGCCGGUCAGUGCAUGAAGGGUAACCUCUCUCUGGAGCAAAAGGUUGUGCCGGCCAGUGGUCGUGGCAAACGAUGGACCUUAAGCAGAUGGCCAAAGCCGGCGGAGUCGUUAGGCGAGAGUUUGGAGUCUUUUCCGCGGCACAGUGGUAACCGCAGAGGAAAAGGACAGAGGGAGAAGGAGAAGAUCGAGCUCAUGCACAUAGUUCUGAAACUUGCAGGUCCUAGAAGUCAGCUAAAAAGCUAGCUGGACAACCCUCUAGCUCGCUGAGCAGAAGCAAAGUAAGACAUUGUGAGCGUGCCAGCCUUGCACACCACUGAAAGGGACGGCAUUUGUAGCACAGAGGGGUCUUUUUUAGCUCCGCAUAUAAUUAGUCCAAACACAAAGGAAGCAACUGAAUGGAGGUUGUCACUCUCUGGAAAAGGGUGGGUAAGACACUUUUUAAUUAAAUUCUUUCAUGAAGAAAGAUUUUUUUUUUCCUUUGCUGCAGCAUUUAACAUGAACAAAAUCACUAUCGUUUUACCUUUGAAUGUCUGUGAACUUUAACGCUGCGCAGCUCCUGCAUGCUGUAAAGUGAAAUAUUUGGCUCUGUGUCUGUUGCGUUUGUUUGCCUUUUUCUUUUUUUUUUUUUUUGCCUCCCCCCCCCCUCCUUUUAAAUAAAAUAUGAUGUAGAAUUCGAAACGAUUCAAUGGACAUUCUCGAGCGCAUUCGGAAAUAUUAUUGCUAAUGGAUUUCCUUCUCAUUGGUCUCUGCUUAAACUGGCUGCUGAGGAAGCCCCCGGGGUUGAUUUUGUGUACGCUGGGUAUCGUUUCUAAAAUGCUGCCAGCCGUGAAUAGUGGGUGUCCGCAGCUCUGCCGGUGCGAGGGCAGGCUUCUGUACUGUGAAUCACUGAAUCUCACAGAGAUGCCUCGCAACCUGUCGGGCAUGAUGGGCUUGUCUCUGCGGUACAACAGCCUCUCAGAGCUGCGUGACGGACAGUUCGCGGGGUUAAUGCAGCUCACGUGGCUCUAUCUGGAUCACAAUCACAUCUGCUCGGUGGAGGGGGACGCCUUUCAAAAGCUGCGGCGGGUUAAGGAGCUCACCCUGAGCUCCAACAAAAUCACCCAGCUGCCCAACACCACCUUCCGCCCCAUGCCCAACCUGCGCAGUGUGGAUUUAUCGUACAACAGCCUGCAGGCUCUGGAGCCGGACCUCUUCCACGGGCUGCGGAAGCUCACCACCCUGCACAUGCGGUCCAACGCCAUCAAGUUCGUGCCCGUGAGAAUUUUCCAGGACUGCCGCAGCCUCAAGUUUCUAGACAUAGGAUACAAUCAGUUAAAGAGCCUGGCUCGAAACUCUUUCGCGGGCUUGUUCAAGCUCACCGAGCUCCACCUGGAGCACAACGAUCUGGUGAAGGUGAAUUUAGCCCAUUUUCCCAGGCUCCUCUCGCUGCACUCCCUCUGCCUACGGAGGAAUAAGGUCACCAUCGUGGUGAACACGCUGGACUGGAUAUGGAAACUGGAAAAGCUGGAUCUGUCGGGCAACGAGAUCGAGUACAUGGAGCCUCACGUUUUCGAGAGCGUGCCCCACCUCAAGUCGCUGCAGCUGGACUCCAACCGCCUCACCUACGUGGACCCGCGCAUCCUGGCCUCCUGGAAAGCCCUCACCAGCAUCAGCCUGGCCGCCAACGCCUGGGACUGCGGCCGCAACGUCUGCGCCCUGGCCUCGUGGCUGAGCGACUUCAAGGGCCGCUACGACGGCAACCUGCUCUGCGCCACCCCCGAGUACGCGCAGGGCGAGGACCUCCUGGACGCCGUGUACGCCUUCCACCUGUGCGACGAGGCGGCGGACCCCACGGGCGCCGGCAGCCCGGCGCCCGUGACCAACGGCAGCGAGCCGGCCUUCGGGCUGAGCUCGGCCACGGCGGGCUACGACGGGCGGGCCGCGGCGGGCGGCCCCACCACGGGCGCCCUGCCCGCCACGCUGCCCGGCGAGCCCGCCGAGAACGCCGUGCAGAUUCACAAGGUGGUGACGGGCACCAUGGCGCUCAUUUUCUCCUUCCUCAUCGUGGUUUUGGUGCUCUACGUCUCCUGGAAGUGCUUCCCGGCCAGCCUGAGGCAGCUAAGACAGUGCUUCGUGACGCAGCGCCGAAAGCAGAAGCAGAAACAGACCAUGCACCAAAUGGCCGCCAUGUCGGCCCAGGAAUAUUACGUUGACUACAAACCCAACCACAUCGAGGGCGCCCUGGUGAUCAUUAACGAGUACGGCUCGUGCUCCUGCCACCAGCAGCCGGCCAGGGAAUGCGAGGUGUGAUCCCCGGGGCGGGUGGGGGGCACUUCAGCCGCGUGCAACCAAAUAACGGCGGGCAGCCGGCUCCCGGCGCGGGGGGCCGGGCCGGGCCGGGACUCCGGCCUCGGCCGACAUCGCGAGAGGCUCGGCCUGAAAGACUUGAUAUUUUAGCUUUAUCGUGUCUUAAAACCUUCAGGACGGUCCCUCUUAAGGUUUCCUAUGAUACUACUCCCUUUGAAGACCUGUCAAUAUUCAGGAAUCUGAGAGUGUAAAAAAAAAAAUAAGGUACCGGUUAUUGAUCUUUUGUAAACGAAGAGAAACGUUUAAAAUAAAAAGAAAAAAAAUAGCA
Molecule: messenger RNA, 2756 nt
Organism: Dromaius novaehollandiae (emu)
Lineage: Eukaryota; Metazoa; Chordata; Aves; Casuariiformes; Dromaiidae
Gene: LRRTM1
Product: leucine rich repeat transmembrane neuronal 1
Exons: 1
Coding region: 866-2431 (521 amino acids)
Cellular component (GO): extracellular matrix
Molecular function (GO): protein binding
Source: RefSeq, a predicted model, not a curated record